Messenger RNA from Hemibagrus wyckioides, 2723 nucleotides. It is a transcript of the gene cd81a, whose product is annotated as CD81 molecule a. NCBI's taxonomy places the organism in Eukaryota, Metazoa, Chordata, Actinopteri, Siluriformes, Bagridae. Gene Ontology annotation, cellular component: membrane. The record is from RefSeq and is a predicted model, not a curated record. The coding region runs from base 137 to 838 and encodes 233 amino acids. The transcript is spliced from 8 exons.
GAGGAGCAUAACGUACACAUCGGGUGGCCCACAUUACUGACUUUUCUUUGCGCUCAUCUGUCUGGUCGACACACACAUUUCACGCUUUACUCGCUGUGAAAGGGACGCACCUAAAAAAAAGAAAACACCCGCAACCAUGGGAGUGGAAGGCUGCACGAAAUGCAUCAAAUAUAUGCUGUUCUUCUUCAACUUUAUUUUCUGGCUGGCUGGAUGUGUGAUCCUGGGUGUCUCUCUGUGGCUCCGCCAUGACACGAAAACCAGUAGCCUUUUGGUCCUAAAGUAUGAUGACGCAGAGGCACCCAACACCUUCUACAUCAGUAUCUACAUCCUGAUUGCUGUUGGUGCUGUGAUGAUGUUUGUCGGAUUCCUCGGUUGCUAUGGCGCCAUCCAGGAGUCUCAGUGCCUGCUGGGAACUUUCUUCGCCUGCCUGGUCAUCCUGUUUGCCUGUGAGGUUGCUGCUGGUAUCUGGGGUUUUAUUCACAAAGACCAUAUUUCUAAAGAUGUGAUCGCCUUCUAUGACACCGUGUAUGACCGUGGCGAAAAAGCAGAAAAGAAAGAUUCAGCAGUUGCUGUACUAAAGGUCUUCCACGAGACUCUGUAUUGCUGUGGCAAGAAUGCAAUAUGGUCAAAUAUUGCAUCCUGGUUGGUCGAACAUUGUCCUAAAAAGACAGCCGUUAUUGAAUUCAUUCCGGACUGUCACUCCAAAAUCACGGAGCUCUUCAAUGACAAGAUCUAUCUGAUUGGCAUUGCUGCCUUGGUUGUUGCAGUCAUCAUGAUCUUCGAGAUGAUUUUCAGCAUGGUGCUCUGCUGUGGAAUUCGAAACAGCCCGGUAUACUGAAAGACGAUUUGGCGAAGCAGGCUGUGGGUGUUUGGCAUUUGGAGAUACCAGCCAAUGAAAUUGAAGGAAAACUUUAUUCUCCUGAUUAAUUUUUGUAUCUACCCUAAUUUCCUAAUAUAGUCAGUUUGUCUUAAGGAGCAAAUGAUUUUAUUCUCUGGUGUGUUUUGUUAUUAUGAUACUCCAGUAGACAAUGGCAAGACUAGGACAGAAUUGUUAGAUGCUUAUACACACAUACACAGUUAAGAAAACAAAUUGGAUACAUAAAACGAAUCGGCCACUUAGAUUCUGUUUUCUGUAGAAGUGUUAACAGUGAGGAGAAUUACUAUUGCUAUUGGUUUCUUUUAUUCUUUUAUUAUGUACGUAAGACUAUUGAUUUCUUAUGUAUGUAAAAAAACACAAAUUGUAUAUUUGGCUUUGCAGCAUGAGUAUUGUAAUUGGACAGCCCUAUGAACCUUCUUUUCUGAAUGUGCUUAUACGUUUUUUCAAAAGGUCAACCACUAAGAAAUAGUAUUAGUGAAAAGAAAGAGGGUCAGACCUUAAAACAUGAAUAUUGAAGUUUCAAUCUUGUACCUUUGUGUAGCUGAAAUAUGUAAUGCCAUGUAGCCCUGGCUUCCUUUGUGCCAUACAUUGUGGGCCAGCAAAUUGCCAGAAUCAUAGCUGUUGCAAGCAUGACCAUGCUCUGAAACCCUAGCAAGUCUUUAGAAAUUAAAAGUCCUCUAAUGCUAAUGCUGUGACUAAUGUUUGCCUGCAUGUUGUUCACUGAGGAAGGUGGAAACCAGCAGAAUCGUUCGCAUAGCUUUGCUUUGACUGCUGGAAUUUUUCUGACCUCUGACCCCAGGCCACCCUCACGCUCUUGACUAACCCAAGCCAAAGCUCUUAUAUGCACCUCCCAGCCUUAUUGACCGAAUGUCCUAUCCUUCAGUAAUUGAGACUGCAUUAUCUAGUAUGUCCUGUUGAUUCCUAGUGGAAUUUCUUACUCGUAUAUUGUACUCUAUAUUCUGUAUCCAUUUGAUGGAAUGCUUUAAAAAAAAAAAAAAAAAAGGAUAAAAGAUGAUAGUAUUUUGUUUUUCUUCUAAGUAACUCCUUUUUGCCAAAACUUUGCUGGGAAUUGCUUAACAAUGUCAUAGCAUCAGUCUACUGAGUAUACUGUAAGGCUCUGGUGUGUGAGCGUGUGUUUGAUGUGUUGAUGGUAUAGCCUUUUGGAAAGAUCUAGUAUUUACAACUUAAACUCACUGCCUCUGCCACUGCCAUUGAUUGCAGUUACUGUACCUCUUAGUUCCACAAGGUGUCGCCCAAAUAACAUUCGUUUUCUACAAUCAGAAACACUUCAUUGUUUCUUGACACUUUAAUUAACUUCCUCUAAUAUCAAUCGAAGACAUACACCUACAUCGUAUUCACUACAUAAAUUUAAUGCACUCCUUCUAUCAGCUAUGUUUCUUUUAACCCAACACACACAUACAUGCCCAUGCACCACUUACAUUGUUUCCUACAUACAAGCUGUAACUGUCACUUAAUGCCUACGCUGAUAUGCUGAUCAAAUGUCUUGUAAUAUGUACAGCUAUAUAUUAUUGUACUAAUGACUAUGUAAAGGCAUUGUGAUAUCUUUUUUUUUCUGGUACUUGUCAAAUAAAGGACAGAGAUUACAGUGAUUACAGCUGGCCAGGCCUUGCAGUCCCGCAGAAGGAGUCAGACAUAUGGAUAAUAACAGUCAGUAUUUACAUGAAGAGAAAUGAUGGAAUUCGUAAUCAGCAUCCAUUCGGACGAUGUCCCAUUCAGCGGGACACACUCUCACUCCAAUCUCUGUCCUGGUUCACCCGAUUCAUAUAGUUCCUGGUUCUUUUUUGUUGCCCAGAUACUUAGGGAUUAAAUGUAUUUUACAAAUAAA